AUGUUGCAAUUCGUGAUAUAUAACAGACGGUUCUCUAUUAAAAAAGUUAUUCAACGAUUGGUCGUCAUGCUUUUAGUAUUUAUUUUGUUUGGGCUGAUGACUCAUUCGUUGGGUAGCAGUUCUUGUGGUACGGAUACACAACCGCCUAAAUGCCCGAUUACUGUGGAAUGCAGACCGACAUGUGCAAAGCCAAUCCCAGACGCGUGUCUUAUUGCAGCAACGCCAGAACCGGCAACUAGCAAUGUUGAUGGGUGCCAAUGUUUGGAAGGAUAUAUACUUACUGAUGUAAACGGAAAAUGCGUUAGAAUUGAAGAAUGCCCACGAAACCAAAGUUGCAACGGAGACCCUCAUGCUGUAAUCAGAUCUCGUCCGUGGGCUUGUCGACCGACAUGUUCUCAACCAAAUAGUAUGAACAACUGUAGCUUUACAAGCAUGCCAGUAGGAUGCGAAUGUGAAUCUGGCUACAUUCUCAAUGAGGACUAUGGCAAAUGUAUUAAGGUCGAAGAGUGUCCAGGUAAGUUAAAUAUAAUAACACCAAGGGUAUUCGUUAUAUGUAUAUAUUUUUGCGUAACUUUCCCCGCCUUAAAUUAUUUUCUAUAUCACCAGCAUAUGAUUUAGCUUCCCAUAGAUGAAAGAAUAUUAUAAUGAUCAGAUCAGUAUUUCAGGUUUAAUAUAAAUAAGUUAUAGGACUAAUGCUGAGAUAAUAGCUAUUCUUGUGGAAUUACCUUCCGUGAGACCAUAUGA
Diatraea saccharalis (sugarcane borer) is the source of this 744-nucleotide messenger RNA. NCBI's taxonomy places the organism in Eukaryota, Metazoa, Arthropoda, Insecta, Lepidoptera, Crambidae. The record is from the annotation of a GenBank genome assembly.